AGGAAUGGGAGGCGGCAAGAGAGAGUAUAUAUUCAGGACCCAACCAUCCAGGGCACAUAGGCUGACCGGCUGCCCGCCCACCUCUGCUUUCUCCAGGAUCACAGGAGCUCCAGACAGCGUCCAGCCACCAUGAGUUCACUCAGUGAAGCAAACACCCACUUUGCAAUCGACCUGUUCAAACAGAUCAGAGGAUCAAAGGAGCAAAAUGUCUUCUAUUCCCCUUUCAAUAUCAUGUCAGCCUUAGCCAUGACUUCCUUAGGGGCCCGAGGACACACGGCAUCAGAAAUUGAGAAGGUCCUUCACUUUAAUGGAAUCACAGGGAGCACAAAAGGAGGAGCCACAAAAGAUCCCGUUGAAAAGUCAGGAAAUGUUCAUCAUCAAUUUCAAAAGCUUCUGACUGAGUUAAAGAAACCCAGUGAUGCCUACGAGCUGAAAGUCGCCAACAGGCUCUAUGGACGAAAGGAGUUUCCGUUUCGUCAGGAAUACAUAAAUAAUGUUAAGAAAUUUUACCUGGCCAGUGUGGAAUCCACUGAUUUUGUCCAUGCUGCAGAAGAAAGUCGAAAGAUGAUUAAUUCCUGGGUGGAAAGUCAAACUAAUGAAAAAAUCAAGGAUCUGUUUCCCAAAGGUACUAUUAACCACUAUACUAUUCUGGUUCUGGUGACCGCAAUCUAUUUCAAAGGGAAGUGGCUCCAGGAAUUUAAGAAGGAAAAUACUGUGGAGGAAAAAUUUUGGCUGAACAAGGAUACAAGCAAAUCCGUGCAGAUGAUGAAACAAACCAGUCAUUUCAAUUUCACCGCACUGGAGGACUUGCAAGUCAAGAUCCUGGAAAUUCCGUACAAAGGCGAAGAGCUAAGCAUGGUGGUGCUGCUGCCCGAUGAAGUGGAUGGUCUGCAGAAGCUUGAAGAUCAACUCACUGCUGAGAAGUUAAUAGAGUGGACGAGCCCACAGAAUAUGAGGGGGAGUCACGUGCAUUUACACCUACCUCGGUUCAAAGUGGAAGCGAGCUACGGCCUCAAUGGCCCGCUGAGAGCCCUGGGGAUGGUGGCCGCCUUCAGUGACCAGGAAGCUGACUUCUCAGGCAUGAGCAGCGCAGGUGGCCUGGUGGUGUCAAAUGUCGUCCACAAGUCCUAUGUGGAGGUGAAUGAGGAGGGCACGGAGGCUGCAGCUGCUACAGGCAUAAGUAUUGGUAUCACAUCAUUACCACAUUAUGAGAGUUUCCACUGUGACCACCCUUUCCUCUUCUUCAUCAAGCACAACAAGACCAACACCAUCCUCUUCUACGGCAGAGUCUCUUCCCCUGAGAUGUGAUUAGCCAGCGGCUACACUCAGGGACAUUCCCAGAGUUGUUCCUGAGCACUGAUUGCUGGAAGUAACAGGUUUCUCUAGAUUCAUUUUCCUGUCCAAUCUCAUAGUCAACACUAAGAAUGUGUUGGUUGAAAUCAAAGUAUGUUUGUCUCUCUCCUUCUACAAACACGUGUAAACCUACUCUAUCUCCCCAUGAUAAAUCCUCUUUGUCCUUUUGGACAAAAAGUUUAUUUCAACACUCUAUCUUCUGCUAAGUCUGAAAUAUCAUACUUCCUAUUUCAAAAAUAUAUCUUCUACUCAAACCUAUUCACCUAGACACCCACAUUAAUUUGAAUUUAGGUGAAUUUAGGGACCCUUACUUCUCUAAAUUUCCUGAUUUUGAGAAAUACAUUAUCAAUAAAACAAUGACUUGUUCAUGACAUUUGUUGCUUUUCCUU
Messenger RNA from Hippopotamus amphibius kiboko, 1742 nucleotides. Its product is annotated as serpin B3-like. Bases 130 to 1308 code for a protein of 392 amino acids. The transcript is spliced from 8 exons. Gene Ontology annotation, biological process: negative regulation of endopeptidase activity. NCBI's taxonomy places the organism in Eukaryota, Metazoa, Chordata, Mammalia, Artiodactyla, Hippopotamidae. The record is from RefSeq and is a predicted model, not a curated record. Gene Ontology annotation, molecular function: serine-type endopeptidase inhibitor activity.